GACAGAGCUUACUCUGGAUCUGACCAGCAGAAAGUGUGUUUGGCGGCAGAUUCUACCAAAGCUUUACAACACAAAAGGCUUUCAUUAAAAGACCAUCCCAGAGCCUGUGGACCUCCUUCGGCUGUCUCGGGAGUGACCCACGCGGUGCCGUUACAAAACCACCGGCCGACUCAGCACAAGGACCGACCCAGAACUUAGUUCGGUUUGGCCCCGAGUCCGGAUCUUCGGCAGCCUGGGCGCUACCCCUUCAGAUGGGCCCUAUCCUCACUGUCCCUCUCACUCAGCAAACAAAACUUUCUGUGAAGAUCAGCAGGACACAAAAACCUCCACCAUGUCCACUGCAGACCAGUUGCUGGAGCAAAUGUACUCCUGGAUGAAGCAGAGGGAGGAGUGUGCAGAGAAGCUGAGGAAGCUUGCAAAGGAGCUCGAGUCAAUCAGGGAGAAAUCUAACGGUUUUCAAGCUAUUGGCUCCUCAUUAUCAGUGGUUGGAUCGGUAUGUCUUGUCGGAGCUGGCGUGGCCACUCUGUUUACCGGCGGCUUAGCUGCUCCAUUCUUAGGUGUAGUAGGAGGAGUGUAUACAGGUGUAGGUUUAAGCAUGUCUUUGAUUACCAUGUUUGUUGAGCACCUCUCGUCAAGUGAUACCAUGAAUCAGGCCAAGAGUAUAGAGGAGAAGUGCAAUGAAUUAACAAAGAAUAUUCAGAGACUGUAUGAUCAACUGAAGCAAGAAUUGCAGCAGGAGGCGACCUUUAAAGACGCUGAUGACCUGGAAUAUCGCAUCAUGAGUGAAAUCAUGGGAGCCAUGGCACGACGGAGUGGAUGGAGUGUUCCAACCCAAACCCUCUUCAUGUCCCAAGGACAAACCUACCUGUCUCACAGACGGCGCUCUAUCAUAACUGAUCCUAAUCAGAUGACUGGAAUUGCUGGUGUUUUAGCAUUUUUCAGCCUGACAGCUAAUGGGAAGGGAGCUCAAUUUCUGUUUGCCAAGGGAAGAGAACAACUGCUGAAAAAAGUCAUUAAAGCUGGGCUGAAAACAACCUUUAAAGGAGGUGCCAAGGUUGCAGGUGGAGUUAUUGGACUGGCAUUUUCACUUCCUGACGCAGUCGACCAUUGGAAAGACCUGGUCAAGGGCAAUAAAGAGACUGAAGCAAGCAAGUCUCUGAGAGAUACAGCUGACGACCUUGAAAAGAUCAGCCGCACACUAAAGAAGCAGCUGGAGAACAUCAUGCAGGAGUACAGACAAAUUUUGAAGGACUUUGAGACGCUGAAGCUCUGCAUUGAAAACAGCAGCAGGACCUCUAAGGAAAGGAGGGAGUUCAUCGAAAUUGCCAAGAAAUACUUUGGGACUGACUCUGCUGUCUAUAAAUGGGUUGAAGAAAAUGAAACUGAAUUUUUCAAACUAAUUGACCUAUUUAAAUUUAUGAAAGAAGAGAUAGAAAAGCAACAACCCAACAUAGACCAUAAGAUCAUCGACGUCAUCUUUGUGGCCCAUGGCUCAAUAGGAGACCCAGCAGUCAACCAGCCAUCUAGAGCCAGAGAUCUGCUCCCUCUGCCCUCAAUCCAAGACGUGAUCCUGUAUUCUCCCUGGAACAGUGCUAUUGAUUCAAACAUAGCAUAUGGCAUCACUACAGGACACCUACAACCCGAGGACAGGGACUUCUGCUGUGGUUGUCAGUGUGGUAAAGAUUGUGAUGGUGAUUGUGAAUGUGGCUGUGGCUGUUGCUGUAGAGAUCAUAAGAAACAUCAGCCCACCAGAUUGCCACCAGACUGGAACUCAAUGAGGGAUGCUGGAGACUCAUUGAUCCCGAACAUCACUGUGAGCCCUCUGGAGAAACCAGAAGAUCCCGCAUGGAACGAAGUUUUGAUUCUACAAGACAAGUACAGUAGACCAGGGAGAAACCGAGUGGUCGUUCCCUACAAUAUCCUUGAACCUGAAGGGCAAUCAAUGGAUGUCCCAUUCUCUGUUGUCACUCUUGCCCUGGCUCUGGUGCUCAGAGUCUUUGGUUACAAAGCAACCGUCCACCUCGCUGCUUGUCUGGGUAGAGAACCAGGAACACUUUCUAGGCAGGCCAGGCCCCUUAACAGGCAAUAUGCAUGGGCAAUUGACGGCACAGCAAUGACUUGCAAUGAAGACAUGGUUGAUGAAAGUGAAGAACUUUCUCAGCUGUUAGAAUUCUUGAGGAAAAUCUUUGAUAGAUAGAACAUUGUAGUGUAAAAACUACAGUGGCCCUGAGGGCUCAACAAACCAGAGGCGCGAAGGCAAAGACAAACUAGGUCUGGGCAAUAUGGCCCAUUAAUACAACAUUAUUAUUGAGACUUAGUUUGUCUAUAUUGCGCUACAUGAUAUAUUUAUACCACUAUGUUAUAAAAUCUCUAAAUUUCUGUGUACUUCUUUAAUUCAGCCCUUUGAUGCAUAAAAUGACAGCAUGAUUACAGUAGAGCAUUCUAUGGGAUUUUUUAAAAUUGUAUGCCAAAAGGGUCAAAUCAAUAUCAAGUUAAAUUUAGAGCACUUUUGUUGUGAAACAAGACAUUUCACAAGCUUUAACAAAUAAAGAAAGGGAAUGGCAAGACAGGCCUUCAGCUAAAAAAUACAAAAAAAUCAUAUAUUCUCAAAAGUCUUUUAUUGUAAAUGAAAAGUUAUGACAUGUUCUCUCUGUUAUAUUUACUAUUGUUGAUUAUCAAAACAUUUCUAGGGGUGUGAAUCUCUCCUUCUCAAGAUGGUUUGAUUCAAAUCUUUAUUCACAGGCUAUGACUCGAUCCACUAACAUUCAUAAAAAUACAGAACGUUUCAGUUUGUUUUAAUCUGAUCAUUGAUUUGAUUGAUUUGAUCUGGUACAAACUGAUUAUAUAAUCCAAGUAACUUUUUGCUUUAACAAAAAUAAGGUAAUAAUAGUUUUUGAGUUUAUAUAUAAAAGCUAAAGCUUAGCUAAACUUUAGCUCUGCGCUAACAACAGGUGAGAUUUGCAUGCUGCUGUUUUUCUUAGUCACUUUUCCCCAAAGUGUGCAGAGAGGCAGACAUUUCUAAAGUUGUCCUUCCUUCAUAUUAAGUCCACAUGACUUAAUUUCUGAGGUGGAGAACUGUUACUGAAAGACGUCUUAGCAAUGAUCGGUAAAACACAUCUAGCUACCUGUGGCUACUGUAACUCUCGUUAAAGGUAAAAAGUCACCACAGGUCACGCAACAUUACAGACACCUGGACAGAGCAUGGUGAAACAAGCAAUGAUAACACACAGCAGAGCCUCAGUGAAUCCAUCUUGAAUGUUAAAACUAGUCCAAAGAGCGACUGCAGUUGCAGAGAAAAAAAAUAGGAUGUGGUGCGGCACCCUAUCAUCCCUACUUCCCGCGUCGAUGGGUCAAUUUGAUUGCAAACAAACCGUGCCCGGGCACCGGCCCUACUUGUAGACCUGGUUUUGGACACAAAUCUAGUGGACUCCGGCGUGGUUCGAUUGAAAUCAGUGUUGCCAGAUACAGUGGAUAGUUUCCAGCCUUAAACCUGUUCAUAAACCACCAGAAUGUACAAAAAACGCCCAAUAAUAAUAAUUAAAGUUCAAAUUGUUUACAGUUUACAGGCACUCCUUCAGGACGGGUGCAGCUCGCUGGCAGCUAUGUCAGGAUUUUUGUUGCUCUGAUAGGCCAGUUAAAGAUGUGACAGACAGAACGUUCAUCCAAUCACCCUCCGAGUUUUUUUCAAAGGCUCUACCCUUUCCCAGACGCCAUCUAUGAGUGGUUUCCAGAUCUGGCAUGCCAGGCUAGGAACAAUAGACUUUGGUCAUCAUGAAGCUUUCUUCCCAAAUAUGAACCAGAUACCACGAUGCUUUCAGGAAGUAUUAAAACUCAUGGAACAAAUGGGUCACUUCAAAAAAGACUUUUCUGACCUCUCUCAGGCCAGAGAAGAACAAACAUCUCUCAGUAACACUUUUAUUUUCUUUUAUCAGCUCGUGUGAGUGCAAUACACUACUCUGCAUAUAUAAAUAUAACUAUAUGAGUGUGUCAUUUUAUACAUGAAUUCUGCUAACCUGUAGGAUCCAUUUAAGUUUAAUAGGUUUAGUAUGACCAGCUCUUUGAAGAGUCCUGUCUCUGAGCUCUGCAGGCCGCUCCUUUGACCUCAUGGCUUGGUUUUUGUUUUUGUCAGAUGUGAGGCCUUCUAUAGAGGUGUGAGCCUCUAAAUCAUGUCUGAUCAGUUUAAUUUAACACAGGCAGACUCCAAUCAAUGAGUAGAAACAUCUCAGCAAAGAUCCAGAAAAAUUGUCUUAAUUCUUAUGUGAUAUUUCUUUUUUUUUUGUUUGUUUGUUUUUUAAAUUGAUCUGAAAAAUUCUGUUUUUACUUUGUCAUGAUGGAGUACUGAGUUAGAAUUAAUGAGAAUAAUUGUGUGUGUGUGGCAUCAGGCUGCAAGAUAAAAUUUAUAAAG
This is a messenger RNA of Cheilinus undulatus (humphead wrasse), 4405 nucleotides long. RefSeq lists its product as uncharacterized. Lineage: Eukaryota; Metazoa; Chordata; Actinopteri; Labriformes; Labridae. The record is from RefSeq and is a predicted model, not a curated record. The transcript is spliced from 5 exons. Bases 332 to 2197 code for a protein of 621 amino acids.